UCAUUGUACACACACACAGUAUAUUGUCUAUGGAUGUCAGUAGCUGCGUGACGUCAUAACAGCGCGACCCGGAAGCGACACCCACGUGUCUCACUGCAGGAGGACGCAGGCAGAGUUGAGACCAAAAGGGAAACCAUCAGGAUGAGUUUUAUUGAAUACAGAGAGCUCAUUCAAGAUGGAGACACGGCGAUUGUCUUUCUGGGCCACGAUUCCAUGUUUCCUGUGACUGUGAAGCAUGGCAGCCAGACCCAGACUAAAUAUGGAGUUAUCAGACACUCCACGGACCUAAUAGGAAAGAAAUUUGGCUCCAAGGUAACCUGCAGCAAAGGAGGAUGGGUGUACAUCCUGUAUCCUACCCCAGAGCUUUGGACUAUGAAUCUUCCUCACCGUACUCAAAUCCUUUAUUCUACUGACAUUUCCAUAAUUACCAUGAUGUUGGAACUCAAGCCAGGAUCCGUUGUCUGUGAAUCAGGUACUGGAAGUGGUUCUCUGUCCCAUGCUAUCAUACGUACAGUUGCUCCCACCGGCCAUCUUUACACAGUAGAGUUCCACCAGCAGAGAGCCGAGAAGGCAUUGGAAGAAUUUCAGCAACACAAGGUGGACCACCUAGUCACCGUGAAAAACCAGGACGUGUGUAAAAGUGGAUUUGGAGUGUCUCACGUUGCAGAUGCUGUAUUCCUGGACAUCCCAUCUCCUUGGGAGGCCAUCGGUCAUGCAAAGGCUGCUCUAAAAACUGGAGGUGGGAGAAUCUGUUCGUUUUCUCCUUGCAUAGAGCAAGUCCAGAGAACCUGCCGAUCCCUGGAGGAACACGGAUUCACCGAUAUCAACACCUUAGAAAUUCUCCUACGAGUGCAUGACGUGCGGACUAUUAGUAUGCAAAUUCCCGAUCUCGGGAAACCUUUUGGGGACAGAGCGAGUCCAGCAUCUGAUGGCAACGAGGGGUCCAAACAGAUGUUUGCCUCACAGCAUCCAUGUGAAACAUUCAAAACUGGAGUUCCACCCAGAGAAACAGUGGGUCACACAGGGUACCUGACCUUCGCCACCAAGAAUUUAUUUUAGAAUUUUCCCUGUAGACUGUACAUCUCGCACAAGACAAACCCAUAUAUAGCCACGCUUCACUCAAGAAUGUAUUUGUAUAAACACCAGGCAUACAUAGAGCUGGACUGGGUUUGCGUUUUCCACCGAUGCAAAAUGACAAGUGUGCAUGUUUAUCUGUCAAAAUGUGACAAUAAUAAAACUCUUUACCAUCAUGUCGUAGGUGAUCAAUAAUGGAUAAAAAGGGGAUCCGCUUUUUGAAACGGUUACUGCAUUUGUUGCAGCAGAAAAAUUGCUUUU
This is a messenger RNA of Pelobates fuscus (common spadefoot toad), 1335 nucleotides long. RefSeq names its product tRNA methyltransferase 61A (gene TRMT61A). The record is from RefSeq and is a predicted model, not a curated record. Gene Ontology annotation, cellular component: nucleus; tRNA (m1A) methyltransferase complex. The transcript is spliced from 4 exons. Gene Ontology annotation, molecular function: tRNA (adenine(58)-N1)-methyltransferase activity. Gene Ontology annotation, biological process: tRNA methylation. Lineage: Eukaryota; Metazoa; Chordata; Amphibia; Anura; Pelobatidae. Bases 142 to 1059 code for a protein of 305 amino acids.